Messenger RNA from Gracilinanus agilis (Agile Gracile Mouse Opossum), 471 nucleotides. Its product is annotated as amphiphysin-like. The transcript has 3 exons. Gene Ontology annotation, biological process: synaptic vesicle endocytosis. The record is from RefSeq and is a predicted model, not a curated record. Gene Ontology annotation, molecular function: phospholipid binding; protein binding. Lineage: Eukaryota; Metazoa; Chordata; Mammalia; Didelphimorphia; Didelphidae. Gene Ontology annotation, cellular component: plasma membrane; synaptic vesicle. The annotation marks the transcript as partial.
GAGAAAGUCAUCCCUUCAGUCGUAAUUGAACCAGCUUCAAACCAUGAAGGGGAGGAUGAACAUGAACCUGAGCUGGGAAUGGCUGGGGAGGUCAAAGAGACAAGUGAAGCCACAUCCACUCAGGGUGACUCCAGUGAGGCCUCAGUGCUGGUCAGCGACCAGAAGACACUGGAGGAUGCUCAGACUGUGGCUCCAACUGGGGCCUCUUCCCUCCCACCCAGCAGUGAAGCUGCACAAGUACCUCCAGGCUUCCUCUACAAGGUGGAAGCACUCCAUGAUUUUGAGGCAGCUAAUUCUGAUGAGCUUAACCUGAAGCGGGGUGAUGUGGUCCUGGUGAUCCCAGCAGAGGCAGAGGCUGAACAGGAUGCGGGCUGGCUCACAGGCGUGAAGGAAUCAGACUGGCUUCAGUACAGAGACCUGGACACCUACAAGGGCCUCUUCCCAGAGAACUUCACCCACCGCCUGGAUUAG